Messenger RNA from Alnus glutinosa, 561 nucleotides. RefSeq names its product nudix hydrolase 1-like. The record is from RefSeq and is a predicted model, not a curated record. The transcript has a single exon. Gene Ontology annotation, molecular function: 8-oxo-7,8-dihydrodeoxyguanosine triphosphate pyrophosphatase activity. The coding region runs from base 52 to 510 and encodes 152 amino acids. Gene Ontology annotation, biological process: dGTP catabolic process. Lineage: Eukaryota; Viridiplantae; Streptophyta; Magnoliopsida; Fagales; Betulaceae. Gene Ontology annotation, cellular component: cytosol.
UCGACCAAAUUAAAAGCAAGAGGGUGAGGAGUAGUUGCUCUGGUCGGGGGAAUGGAGAAAGGGGCGGCGGGUGCGGAGGCGCCGGUGCCAAGAGUGGCGGUGGUGGUGUUCUUGUUGAAGGGGAAAGCGGUUCUUUUGGGGCGGCGCCGCUCCUCCGACGGUGACUCCACUUUUGCUCCCCCAGGCGGCCACCUCGAGUUCGGGGAGAGCUUUGAGGAAUGUGCUGCCAGAGAAUCGAUGGAAGAAACAGGAUUGGACAUCGAGAAAGUAGAGUUUUUAACAGUCACAAACAACCUCUUUCUAAAGGAUCCAAAACCGUCCCACUACGUAACUGUCUUAAUGCGUGCAGUGUUGGCAGAUGCUGAGCAAGUGCCCCAAAACCUUGAGCCAGGCAAGUGUGAUGGAUGGGAUUGGUAUGACUGGGAUAACCUCCCUAAACCGCUGUUUUGGCCAUUACAGAAAACGGUGCAGGAGGGCUUUAAUCCCUUCCCGAUUGGCUCCAAUUCAUAGGGAUAUAUUACUAAUAUUACUACUUCUACUUGCUGUUUUCUCUGUGAGAAG